UGGAAUGAAAAGAAAAUCGUUCUAUCCCAUCAAAACGGUAAGUAGCUGUGCGUUUUAGAGGCAAAAUGUAAGAAACAGCGGUAAGACAGACAGAGAAGCUCGAACGGAGAAAAAGAUUGUUUAGACGAAACUCUGUUGCUGUCCGUAUAAUGGCGCCGAGGAAGAGUAAGGGAGAUGGUGAAGAAAAGGCGAAACCUUUAACGACGACGGCGUCGUCUACAGUGACUCAGAGCAUGGGCAGUCGAACUCGAAGUCAGACUCAACAAAACGGUGCUAAAGCGGCUGGAUCCGCCACUAAGCCGGUGAAGCUAGCGUCCCCGAAGAAGGCGAAGAGGAAGAAUUCAGCGAUUGAGACUGGGAGAGCCAAGAAGGGAAAGAAGGAAGUUGAAAAGGAAGAGGAAGAGCCAGAAGUUGAGGAUCCUACGAGGACGAAGAUUGUUAUAGAACACUGUAAACAAUGCAAUGCUUUCAAGACAAGGGCUAUUCAGGUGAAGGAAGGUUUGGAGGGAGCUGUUCCUGGCGUCAAUGUGACUCUGAAUCCUGAAAAGCCAAGGCGGGGUUGCUUCGAGAUCCGGGAGGAAGGUGGCGAAACAUUCAUCAGUCUUUUGGAGAUGAAACGUCCAUUUGCACCAAUGAAGGCACUUGAUAUGGAAGAAGUCAUCGAGGACAUCAUAAAGAAAAUCAAAUGAGGGACAGCUACAGACUGCAAAUAGGCUUUUCUUGUGCCGGUUCUGUUCUAUGUUUCUGCCUCAGUCUCAGUUAAAUCAAUUAGGUUUCUGUAGAAAACUUUCUAGAGCAAUGUCAGGUUCGUUAGGUUCACUUUUAUUGUUUCGGUAUGAGCACUGUAAGUGCAGUCCCGUCGUUUGGCAAUGCAUGAUUGGCUUAGUUGAUAGAGAAUGAACUCUGUAGUUUUUGGGAUUAACUCGUAUUUGUAAGGUUAGUUUUUGAUUUA
This is a messenger RNA of Arabidopsis lyrata subsp. lyrata, 952 nucleotides long. Its product is annotated as selenoprotein H. Lineage: Eukaryota; Viridiplantae; Streptophyta; Magnoliopsida; Brassicales; Brassicaceae. Gene Ontology annotation, cellular component: Golgi apparatus. The record is from RefSeq and is a predicted model, not a curated record. The transcript is spliced from 4 exons. Bases 150 to 689 code for a protein of 179 amino acids.